GUACCUAGGUAAGAUCUCCCAUGUCUCAUGUAUCUCGCCAGUGUACCUAGGUAAGAUCUCCCACGUCUCAUGUAUCUCGCCAGUGUACCUAGGUAAGAUCUCCCACGUCUCAUGUAUCUCGUCAGUGUACCUAGGUAAGAUCUCCCAUGUCUCAUGUAUCUCGCCAGUGUACCUAGUGAUGAGGUACGAGAGCGAGGGUUUACUGUGAUAUUGGACAUGCGAGGCUCCACCUGGCAGACCGUGAAGCCCAUCCUUAAGGCACUGCAGGAAUGUUUCCCCGGCAACAUCCACAUUGCCUAUAUAAUCAAACCCGAGAAGUUCUGGGAGAAACAAAGGACGAGUCUAGGAAGUGCCAAGUACAACUUUGAGACCAACAUGAUCUCACUGGACAGUCUUCAGAAAGUGAUUGAUCAGACUCAACUCACCCGGGAGUUUGAAGGAUCUUUGGAUUAUGACCAUGAGCAGUGGAUUCAGCUACGACUGAUGCUGGAGGAAUUCAUCUGGAAGGCUCUGGACUUGCUGGACAAGUUGGAUGAGCUGGGUGAGAUCCUGACCAACCCCGAGCUGCCGGACGACCUGAACGGGUCACAACAGCUGCUGGAGGAACAUAACCACCUAAAGAAGCGGGUGACCCUCGCCCCCGUAGAGAACCUGGCUGCGGAGGGCCACCACAUACUUCGCAAGAUCACAGGCGAUGAGGAGAGCCAGUCAGGUACUGGUCGUGGGUUUGUAGUGUCAGGCAACGCAGACUUCCAGAGUGCUGUGCCGCAGAUCUCGCAGCUACUGGACAACCUCCACUCCACCAAGCAGCAUCUGAACCAGCUGUGGACCGUCAAGAAGAUGAGGCUGGAGCAGUGCCUUCAGCUGCGCAUCUUUGAGGAGGACGUGGAGAAAAUGUUUGACUGGAUUAGUCAUAACCGAGAUCUGUUUCUAGUCAACUAUACAGAAAUCGGGACAUCUCACCAGUUUGCUGUUGAACUGGAAUCUGAACAUAGUCAAUUUGCUACUAGUGCUGUGAAUGUAUAUGUGAAUAUAACUCGUAUCCUGGGGAUGGCGCAGCGUCUGUGUGAUGCCGGACACUACGCUUCCAAGACAAUCCGCAUGCAGGCUGGGAAACUAGAGCGAGAGUGGAAGAGUCUGGCCGCUGCCCUCGACGACCGGAGCACUGUCCUGCGCAUGUCGGUCAUGUUCCACAAGAAGGCAGAGCAGUACCUGGCUCAGGUAACAAGCUGGCAGAAUGUGUGUGAGAACCUGCGGAUACCAUCUCACAUUGAGGACCUGGAAGAGGCGCUCCAGCAACACCAGAACCUCAUCGAGACCAUCACACAAACCUACGCUGAGGUGUGUGGGGACGGUAAGUCUCUACUGGACACACUCCAGACGCCGGUAUCGUCCGGCUCCAGCAACUCUCUGACGGCCAAGGCGGACUACUCAGAAGCUGCUGGACAUGUGCUGGACGUCGUCCACGAGGUGCUUGCCCACCAGCGCCAUCUGGAGCAGAUCUGGCACGCCAAGAAGGUGAAGCUGCACCAGCGUCUCGGGCUACGUCUCUUCCAGCAGGACGUCAAACAGGUUAUUGACUGGCUGGACAACCAUGGAGACAUUUUUCUGGCCAAAAAUACAUCAAUCGGAAAGUCAUUACAACGGGCAAAAGCAUUACAGAAAAGUCACGAACAUUUUGAAUCUGUGGCACAGAAUACUGUGACCAACGCGGAGAAGUUGUUGGCCGCGGCGGACGAGCUGGCACAGACGGGGGAGUGUGACCCGAAGGAGAUCUAUAGUGAAGCACAGGAGUUGGAGGAACGCAUGCACAACUUUGUGUCGGCCUUGGAGCAGCGCCGAGCUAUCCUGGACAUGACCGUGUCCUUCUACACACACGUGCACGAGUUUUCGCUGCAGUUGACAUCCUGGCUGGAGGAGUUGCAGCAGGAGCUCCAGAGCUCAGAGAUCGCGGACUCCGUGGAAGGGGCGGAGCAACUUCUCGCCCAGUUCAACCAGCAAAGGGAGACAACCAUUGAAGCUGCCUACAACACUGUUGGAGAGGGAGAGACUCUUGUCGAACACUUCAGAGCUAUACAGCUGGAGGAUGAGCGCAACCAGAACACGGACCUGACCCACAUCGAAGGUGUGCUGCACCAACUGAAUGAGAGUCGGAGUCAGCUUGAAGAGCUAUGGGCGGCACGGAAAAUGAAACUGGACUUGUGUCUUCAGCUGCGCGUCUUUGAGAGAGAUGCCCUAGAGGUGUCGUCGCAGUUGGAGCUGUGGUCGGAGGAGCUGCAGCACAUGGAGAUGGUGACAGACGGCAGCAAGGCAGAGCAGCUACUGCAGAUGCACAGCGACAGCGUCCUGCACAUGCAGAACUGCACCUUCGAGGUGCUGCAGCGAGGACAGGAGCUCUGUCAGUUGACGGAGAGUUCGGGCGUGCAGCUGAUGUCAGACUCUCAGUACGAUGCCCAGACACGCAUCCAGGUGUUGCUGGAGUACCUGCACGAGCGAGAGAUGGACCUUGAGACACUGGCAGAACAGAAGCGCAUCAGACUCGAGCAGUGUGUCCUCCUCCGCAACUUCGAGAUUGAAGCUAGACAGGUGAUCUGCUGGGUGCGGAAUGGGGAGUCGAUGCUGACGGCCAGCUUCAUGUGCCCCAACUCCCUGCUGGAGGCAGAGCAGCUGAAGAAGGAGCACGAACAGUUCAUGAUGGCCAUCGAGAAAACCCACAUCAGUGUGGUGCAGGUCACCCAGAAGGCGGAGGCCAUGAUACAAGGGCAACACUACAACUCCGAACUCGUGCGAGCUAUUGCUGAAAAUGUCACGUUGGCAUGGCAACAACUUAUGUACCAUGCAGAAGAGAGGCACAAACUGGUGAUGGCAUCGAUGAACUGGUACAAGACUGCUGAACAGGUUUGGUCAGUGCUGGAGUCUUUGGACCGAGACUACAAGCGGGACGAGGACUGGUGUAGUUCUGAUAAGGCGCACAUCGCGGACAAGGUGGCGUACCUGGUGCAGCUCAUCAACAAGCAUAACGAGCAGAAGGAGGCCUUCCUCAAGGCCUGCACCCUGGCGCGGCGGACAGCCGAGACGUUCCUCAAGUACGUCAACAGAAACCUCCACUUCCUCGGCAUGGAGAUGAAGUUCCGCAGUCCGGAGGGCCACGUCAAGGCUACCCUGGACCAGCUGCUUCAGCAGGAGAACAUCGUCAUCGAGUUCUGGACGUACAAGAAGAGGAAGCUGGAACAGUGCCAGCAGUUUGUGCUGUUUGAGCAGAGCGCCAAGCAGGCGCUGGAGUGGAUCCACGACUACGGCGAGGCAUACCUCAACUCCCACACCCACCUCGGGGCCAACAAGCAGGAGACAGAGGGACUACUGAAGGAGCACUACGACUUCCGCAACAGAGCAAAGGAGACUAAGGAGAAUGUAAAGCUGUUGCUGCAGCUGGCAGACGGUUUCGUGGCGAAGGGCAACAUCCAUGCCACAAGCAUCAUGCAGUGGUGCGCCGCCGUGGACAAGCGGUACAAGGAUUUCUCGUCUCGCAUGGAGAAAUAUAGGCUUCAGCUGGAGAGCAAGUUGGGAGUCACGGAGAAGGAGCCGGAGCAGACAGACAAGGACGACCAGCGUGAGCAGCGGCAGAGUGACGGAUCCAUUGAGGAGAAGCUCCAGAAGGGCACGCCCAAGGAGCUGACAGAGGAGAAGAGGAAGUCCGCCCGCCGCAGAGAGUUCAUCAUGGCGGAACUGCUGCAGACGGAGAGAACGUACGUCAAGGACCUGGAGACAUGUCUGAAGUGCUACAUGUAUGUGAUGGACGACCCCAGCAACAACGCACCACCAGGGAUCCAGGGAAAACAGAAAGUUAUAUUCGGAAAUCUGGAUGAAAUCUAUGAAUUCCAUAAAAGCAUAUUUUUAAAAGAAUUAGAAAAAUACGAAACAAUUCCAGAAGAUGUCGGCCAUUGCUUUGUCACAUGGGCUGAGAAGUUCUCUAUUUAUGUGACCUACUGUAAAAACAAACCCGAUUCCAACGCCUUGUUAGUGGACCAAGCUGGCAACUUCUUUGAGGAGAUGCAGAGCAAGCACAAACUGAAUGACCCCGUGGCCUCCUUCCUCAUCAAGCCGGUGCAGCGCAUUACCAAGUACCAGCUGCUCCUCAAGGACCUGCUGACCUGCUGCGAGGAACACACCGGCGAAAUAAAGGAUGGGCUCGAUGUGAUGCUGAAUGUGCCGAAGAAGGCCAAUGACGCGAUGCACCUGAGCAUGUUGGAGGGGGUGGAGGAGAGCCUGGAGGCGCUGGGGGAGGUGUUACUGCAGGACAACUUCACCGUGUGGGACCCCAAGCAGCUCAUCAAGAAGGGCCGCGAGCGACACAUCUUCCUCUUCGACGUCUGUCUCAUUUUUGCCAAGGAGGUUAAAGACAGCACUGGCAAAUCCAAAUAUAUGUAUAAAUUUAAACUAAUGAUCUCAGAAGUUAAUGUAACGGAGCACAUAGAGGGAGAUGAAACCAAGUUUGCCCUGUGGACCGGUAGAGCGCCCAUCUCAGACUACAGAAUAAUACUUAAGGCCUCCUCGCUGGACACCAAGCAGCAGUGGGUGAAGAAGAUGCGGGAGCUCAUUCAGGAGCGUAUGAUGUACAUGCAUGAUGCACUCAAAGACAAACAACCAACCAUGUUCAAACCACCACCGAAACUCUUCUACGGGAGCCGAGUCAGCAGGGAUAUGGAAAGUGACACCGCCUCUCUGGAAGAAAUUGGAAUGGACCGGAGAGGUUCCUUGACGUCCAUAAACUCCACAGCCACCAGUGGGACCACGGACAGCAGCAGCAGCGGCGGGAUGCACAAGGGUGCGGGUGAUGUUACUGUAGUGAUAGAAGACUUCUCUGCUUCAACAAGCAAUGAGGUCACAUUGGCCAAAGGUCAGAGUGUGGAGGUCAUUGAUGCUGCACCAGGUCACUCCGACUGGUGUCUGGUCCGGACAGUGCCAAAUGAUUCAGGGGAGACAACCCAAGGACUGGUGCCAAUGUCAGCUCUCAAACCUAUUGCCAUUUUGAGGGCUCCAGGUUCACGAAACAGCCUUGACCUUGAUGAAGGAGAAGGCUCAUCUGGACUGAACGCCUCGGCUUCUUCCCCGGUGACAAAGAGAAGAAGCAGCUUCAGGAAAUGGUUGACAAACCCUGUGCGUAAGCUGAGCCAUGGCAAGAUUGAGAAACAGGGUCAGGCUCUCCUUGAAGCCCAGCGACUGGCGGCAGCCAAAGGGGAGCGGAAGGUGCUCAACCCACUUGGGGCAGCAAAGGCAGGCCUUCUUUCUUACUUCUUACACACAGUCAAACAUACACUUAGUCGCCAAACACACACAGUCAAACAUACACUUAGUCGCCAAACACACAGAGUCAAACAUACACUUUGUCGCCAAACACACAUAGUCAAACAUACACUUCGUCGCCAAACACACAGAGUCAAACAUACACUUAGUCAUCAAACACACAGAGUCAAACAUACACUUAGUCGCCAAACACACAGUCAAACAUACACUUAGUCAUCAAACACACAGAGUCAAACAUACA
Molecule: messenger RNA, 5545 nt
Organism: Haliotis rufescens (red abalone)
Lineage: Eukaryota; Metazoa; Mollusca; Gastropoda; Lepetellida; Haliotidae
Product: triple functional domain protein-like
Exons: 38
Coding region: 154-5517 (1787 amino acids)
Cellular component (GO): cytoplasm
Molecular function (GO): protein binding; guanyl-nucleotide exchange factor activity
Source: RefSeq, a predicted model, not a curated record